AACAGGUGCCUCAUUGAAUUCAUGUAACCAUGUUUCUGUUAAAAACGUAACAUCAGGAUUAUGGUCAGUAAUGAAGUCAUUGAUUAAAAUGAUUUUAGAUGACGUAGUUGAUAUUAUCUUUGUGGCUGGUUGUAUCUGACUAUUUGUGGAAUUUAAGUAAGAUUGUUUAUUACGGUUUAUUAUCCUUUUAACUUUGUUCUUUCUGCCACAAAAAGAACACAGCACAAAGAUUUUAAAGCUAUCUUCCAUCAGGGGACAAAGCUUGUUCUGGAAGUUAUCAUUUUAUGAUAGUGUUGCCACUGUGUGUAUCACAGUGAAGUGAUCUGAAGGUCCUCAGCACAGACAUGUUCAUCCUUGAUACGUGGAGGAGCUAGAUCAGGAGGUCGGUGGGCUCUGCGGCUUUUGGAAGGUGCUGGUUCAGUAGUAGGAGGGCUCUGUUGGGGUUCACGUUUUGUCCUGUUGAGAUCUGGGGUGAGUCCUCCUCUAGUAGUGAAGAAGUCUCUUUCUGGGUCAUCUUCCUGGCUAUCUUUAUCUUGGCUGUUUUUGGCUGUACCGGCCUUAUCAUCUGUUUAUGCACUUGUUGUACUUUGUUUAAAGACAAAGCUACUGGUGCAUGGUUCACAGAAUAGAACAUGUUGGAAAUGAGGAGUUUUGCUCCUGACCUAUUUAGAGAGAAACUGUCUCUUUUGAAAAGAUCUCUUUUCUCCCAAAAGAAAUAUCGGUGAAGUCCACAGAGGUUUUAAUGCAUGUUUUUUUUAGACAGUUGUUGAGCAUCAGAAGUCUGGAAAAAAAAAUCUCAUCUCCACUAUUAAUGGGUGUGAGAGGUCCGCUGAAAAACGCCUUGGCAUUAAGGCCUUUAACUUCAUUUAGCAGACGAAUGAAAUCCUCCUUCAAUACUUCAGAUACUUCAGAUCACCCAAGGCUCCAGUGUGUAUUAUUGUGAGGUUUUCCAGGGUCGGGUGCUCUUUUAUGAUCUCCAGAAGGCUCUCUAAGAUAUAAGACACCCGGUUAAGAUCGUAGAUGAUCACUUCUAUGUUUUUCUUGUCACAGAAGUGUUUAAUCCCAUUCACGGCUGCAUUGCCUCAUAUUAAGGUUUGUGGCUGUGUGACUUGCUCUCUCUCUCUGGCCACUUAGGAGAAGAGCGUUUAGAACGAAGAAUGUUGUCAUACCUUUGUUGUCAGGAAAAGGAUUUUAUUUUCCCUGAGUGUCAUGUUAAAGUGCAGCAAAUCUGUUUUGUGGUGAGAUUCCCACAUUUCCAGCUGGUUCACUCCUACCAUUUGUUGUGGGAACCGCCAGCUGCUGCUGCCGUCCGCUUUUCCAUGGGGCAGUGGGGACACUGUUCUGUAAUGUCGGCCAGUUCUCCUAAUAUGCUUUGGAGGUAAAAAAAAAAAAAGAAAAGAAAAAAAAAAAGACAGUACCCUGUUUUUAAAAAGUGCUUCCUCAGAAACAACUUUUGUGGAGAGCAUUAACAGCUUGGGGUAUCAACAUUUACUGUGAGAUAAAGCCCGUUGGUAUAUCACAACUUUUCAGGCUCAUCCAGUCUGCUGAUUAAAUUUUGAAAUCUCAGAUACAAUGUUUUCAAAAAGGCCGUUUUUGAGUGAAUUAUCUGCAAUUGGGAAUUUUUCCCAAGCAAGGAUGCAACAACGUCACUUUGGUGUGUCUUAAUACCUCAGAUUUGCUAGUGUAAAACUCGCAGCUUCACGCCGACUGUAAUGGACCCCAUCAAUUCACCAUAAACAGAAAAUGAAAGAUGCUAAUAACUGAAAAAAUUACAUAUGUAGAGCGGUCGUCCUGGAUUUUUUAAAAGACUCUGUCUCAGUUUUCAGCCUCAACCAUUUUACCUCACAGUAGCCCUACCCCUGUCUCUCUUCAGCAUGUCAGGCUUAUGCAUAUUUCAUUUGCUCGUCUUCAGGGCAGCUAUCAAAUGAAUCAGGCUUGGAUGGAUGGGGAGGAGCCGGGGAGCUGAUGAAGAGGAUGAUGUGUGAAAGCGAAGGGGCUGGGUUUGGGGGAUAACCAGUUGCACCUGCCCCCUCCUCUCCAGGAAUGAAUGAGUUAUGAGAUGAGAGGAGGUAUGAGCGACUUAUUCUCUCCAGCUGCAGAGGAGGACGGUACCACGAUGUCUCGGCACUAAAAUGUGGAUUCCACACCUCUGAUUUGUUUCUUCACUCCUCCAUGGAUCUUUUAAGGACACAUAAAUCUCCGACUCUGUGGCAUUUAGGACACUGAGGGACGCUUAUAACACCACGGCUCGUUCCCCUUCCUCUUCUCCACGGAUCCAAAAGUUGGGAAAAGUCCUUGUCGCCACUGUGGGACCGUCAGCACCGCAGGUGUCAAUCCCGAGUGGUACAAACCGAGGAAGGAUGACAGACGGCAUAUAGCGGAUAUUUUUCUGGUUUCCUUUGUGGGAACGUUUGGGCAAUAAAGUUUCUGUUUUUGGAUUCAGAGGAACGAAAAAAAAAAAAACAGAAAACAAAAAAAUGCCUUUUGAUUUCGCAGGUUUGAAAAAGCAGGUGCUAAAACCUGGGAAGGAGGAGGCGAAGAACACCGUGGGCGACUCUUUAGGAAAGCUGCAGAGGAAAUUAGAUGGUAGCAAUGUUGAGGACGAGAACAAUAUUGAACUGACAGAGGAUGGCCGUCCGGUGGCGUCGGCACGACUUCCCGCCCCGCUGCUGGACUGCAGCUGUGGGGGUCUGCCCAAACGGUACAUCAUCGCUAUCCUCAGUGGCCUGGGCUUCUGCAUCUCCUUUGGCAUCCGAUGCAACCUGGGUGUGGCUAUUGUGGAGAUGGUGAACAACAACACCGUCUAUAUCAAUGGGACUCCAGUCAUUCAGAAAGCUCAGUUUAACUGGGACCCAGAGACCGUGGGGCUAAUCCACGGAUCUUUCUUUUGGGGCUACAUCGUCACUCAGAUCCCAGGCGGAUUCAUCUCCAACAAGCUGUCUGCAAACAGAGUUUUUGGGGCAGCCAUUUUUCUAACAUCGGUGCUGAACAUGUUCAUCCCAUCCGCUGCGAGGGUGCACUAUGGCUGUGUCCUGUUUGUACGCAUCUUACAGGGGUUAGUAGAGGGAGUCACGUACCCGGCUUGUCACGGGAUGUGGUCCAAGUGGGCGCCGCCUCUUGAACGUAGUCGACUGGCGACCACAUCGUUCUGCGGAUCCUACGCUGGAGCCGUGAUCGCGAUGCCUUUAGCUGGAAUCCUGGUUCAGUACGUCGGGUGGUCAUCGGUCUUCUAUAUUUAUGGGGUCUUUGGGAUCCUGUGGUAUAUCCUGUGGCUCCUGCUGGCUUACGGAAGUCCUGCUCAACAUCCCACAAUCACAGAGGAGGAGAGGUUGUACAUCGAGUCUGCCAUCGGGGAAACGAUGAACCAGCUGAGUGUUACAGAGAAAUUCAAGACUCCGUGGCGUCGUUUCUUUACCUCCAUGCCGGUCUACGCCAUCAUUGUGGCGAACUUCUGCCGCAGCUGGACCUUCUACCUGCUCCUCAUCAGCCAGCCGGCGUACUUUGAGGAAGUUUUCGGAUUCCCCAUCAGCAAGGUGGGGAUCCUGUCCGCCGUCCCCCACAUGGUGAUGACGAUCAUCGUCCCUAUCGGAGGACAACUGGCGGACUUCUUGCGGAGCAAAAAGAUUAUGUCAACAACAAAUGUGAGGAAACUCAUGAACUGCGGAGGUUUUGGUAUGGAGGCCACUCUCCUGCUGGUUGUUGGAUUUUCUCACACUCGAGGAGUCGCCAUUUCUUUCCUCGUGCUGGCUGUAGGCUUCAGUGGAUUCGCCAUUUCAGGUUUUAACGUCAAUCAUCUGGAUAUUGCUCCUCGCUAUGCCAGUAUCCUGAUGGGUAUUUCUAACGGCGUUGGAACGCUGUCGGGAAUGGUGUGCCCCCUAAUUGUCGGAGCUUUGACUAAACACAAGACUCGUCUGGAGUGGCAGAACGUCUUCGUCAUCGCCGCCAUGGUGCAUUACACGGGGGUCAUCUUCUAUGCUAUCUUCGCGUCAGGGGAGCAGCAGGAGUGGGCCAACCCCGAGAGCCUGAGCGAGGAUAAAUGCGGCAUCAUCGACGCCGACGAGCUGGCCGAGGAGUCUGAGCUCGCCAGCGAAGGCGACCUGGCUUUCAAGAAGAGCUACGGGACGACGGACAAUUCGUACGCUCAAAAGCAGGGCUGGAAAAAGAAGAAGGGGGUCACCAUGAGGGGGGAGGAGGAACACGGCGUUAACGGGGACUACCAGGACGGGUACCAGUGAGACAACGCGCGGAUCACGAUUACAGGACUCCCAGAGCGCUCGGAUGACACUGAAGGUCUGAUUUCAGUCCACGGAACAAUUGAAGGGAAACAAGAGGAGCCGCAGCAUCAUGAGCACCUCAAGACAACCUUUUUUUUUCUUCAUGCUUUGACAAAAGAAUCUAGAGUACCGUGCAAACAAAUUCAGACCAUUUCUAAAUCAGAAUAUUUCAUUUCAGGGGGAGCCAGGCAUUCUCGUAAUAUGUUAGUGGUCUUGAUCCAUAACUCUCCGGGUUUCCUUCUUAAGGCUUUGUCUGUUUUUCCACAUAUUUCUGAUCAGUCCAUCCUCACAAAGUAUUGUGCAGCAUGAAAGGAAAGAGAAGACGAACAGCCCUCACAAGGUUUCAUCUUAGUUUUUCAGCCAGUAGCUUUUUGGGAAGAAUGUUGUUAUAGUUACAAUACUAUUAGAUGCCUGUCAGAGGAUUUUAAAUUCAGUAUUUUUUUUUUUUUUUUUUUGGACAGAAAGUAAAUUAGAUAAAUUGGGUUUUACCAUUCAGUCCCUUUCUACAUCCAUUCAAUGGAACUUAAACAAGUACUGAACCAUUGCAUAUCAGUUUAAUUUUCGUUCUAGUUUAUUUUGUUUAAUUUAAUCUAUGGACAUUAAAAAAAACAUUAAUGUGUGAUUAUAUUAUUUUCUGCAUAGGGCCAGUGAUCAAAGCAAAAAUUAACUUAUCAACAUCCUGCUGAUAGAUAUUUUUUUUAUUGAUGUCACUAAACAUUUUCUCCUACCAAACUAUGAGGAGAUUAGAGAAAAUAACCUCAAAUCCUCUUUUUAAGGGGAAAAAUCAUGCAAAAUCCAAAUUUUUAACCCCUAGAUACAUGUUGUUGUGUUCUUGGAGUCCCUCGGAGUGCAGAAAACUUUAAUUUAGUCUCUCCAGAUGCUGUGUAGAAAUCUUUAUAUUUUGUUUGGGUCAUGUUUGUCAAGCCGUUCAGUCUUCUCUGCUCUUCAAUACACUUUUGCAGCCUUUAAAAAAAAUCAUUCCUGUCAAUCUGGUCAGGUUUUUGGACUGAGAAUGAGCAUAAAAAGUGGCCAUUGAGAUUUAAAAAGCAUGAGGAAAGAUCUAGACUCCCAACAAGAUUGGAAACAGUUUGGCUCCAUGGCUGGCCCAAGGUUAUCUGAAGCCCUUAUCAGAAUUUGGUUUGGGGUCCCAGUUCCAGCUAAAGCGCAUCGCAAAUACAAAAACUUUUGACAGUCGGGAAGGAGGGGGGGAAAUCUAAUGUUCAGUUCACAAGUCAAAAGGUUGUCACUGGUUGAUCUACUUACAAACAAUCCCUGUGUGGAGGAAAUUAAAUCUAUAGAUAAAUCAGCUGCAGAAUAUAACCAUGUUUUCUGUAGCAUCAGAGAUGCACUGAUCAGCUUUGAUCUGCGAUCCACUUGUCAAAUACUAAAAUGGAUAGUAUUUCACAUGUGGAUAUGUGCAUUAAAUAAAUCAAUAGGCAUAGUCUUGUAAUUCUCUGCUAGUUUCAAAUCUACCACCUCUAUGAAAGGAUGUUUUUUUUCUCGCGUAAGCGUUAAAGUCUUUAGUAAAGAGAAGAAAUUCAUAAUUGGCAGCUCAGACAAAAAGUCAUAAACUUUUUUCCUGCCAGGUGGAGUCAGAUGAUUGCAUGCUGUGAAGCUGUUCAUUUUGUCCAAGUUUUCUUGGGGGAGAUUUCAAACACCAGUUGCAAUUGCAAAGUUCGCUUAUACCUCUGGCUGGCCCUAUUUGACUUCUUGGAAGCAACAUAUAAAGAAAUGAGGGACGACUUACAUUUUGCACAGUACUUUGGUUAACUGUAACAUGAAAAUGUAAAAAUAACAAAUAAAAGGCUAACAUCGGACAUCACUCUGGCAUUAGAGAGCCAGUGGGGAAAAGCAGGAUAUGUCGGUCAUUAAAAAAAAAAACGAGACAAGGAAAUUACAUAUUUAACCCAUGUUAGAAAAAAACUGUCUGUUUUGCACAGUGCGAACCACUGUAACCAGCACUAUGCUGAAGACACACGAGAAACACAUAUCAACUUCCAUCCCAUUCUCCUAUUUCCUGCAGAUUGCGCCGAUUAGUUUCUGUUAAUCUAUGUGAACAAUGUUUUGUGUCAGCUAUGCAACAUGAAAAAAAAAA
Molecule: messenger RNA, 6369 nt
Organism: Fundulus heteroclitus (mummichog)
Lineage: Eukaryota; Metazoa; Chordata; Actinopteri; Cyprinodontiformes; Fundulidae
Gene: slc17a8
Product: solute carrier family 17 member 8
Exons: 12
Coding region: 2478-4235 (585 amino acids)
Biological process (GO): synaptic transmission, glutamatergic; transmembrane transport; monoatomic anion transport
Cellular component (GO): excitatory synapse; synaptic vesicle membrane
Molecular function (GO): L-glutamate transmembrane transporter activity; neurotransmitter transmembrane transporter activity
Source: RefSeq, a predicted model, not a curated record